Molecule: messenger RNA, 2094 nt
Organism: Clonostachys solani
Lineage: Eukaryota; Fungi; Ascomycota; Sordariomycetes; Hypocreales; Bionectriaceae
Source: the annotation of a GenBank genome assembly
AUGUGCAGACUCUACCUAUACACCACUCUCAAGAUCAACGAAAUACUCGCUGUCGUUUAUCAUACCCAGAACGUGGAAAACUCCCCAGGCAAAGACUCGGCUCAGAAGAAGCUCAAAGAGCUUCUUGACAAGGAAUACCGAUGGCUUAAGCCAGCUGACGAGAACGACAUGUCCAGACGAUACGCUCAACUACUCCAGUCGCCAACCAGAUCAAACCCUCAGAUUAGCUCGAUCAUGACCCGCCCAAGCUCUCGUUCAGAUCCUCCUCCGUAUUCGAGCAAUUCUUCACCCGCGCCCAUCAAGUCCGAGAGGGAGGUCCACUCUGCAACUCUUGAGAACAUGCCUGAAUACUCCUGGAGCCACAGCAGUACACCAAACCUGGCGUUGGGUUCACCUUCAGCAAACUUAUCUGUUCCUGGAGCGGGUGAGCAGUAUGCCGGUAGCUCACGCCGCCGAUCCUCGGCCAGCCCAGGGACGAACCUUCAUCCAGCCAUGUACCUAGAGAGGCAGGGAUCGGUGAUGUCUACAUCUACUAACCAAACUACAGGCUCGUUCAACCGACUGCUUCCUGACUACUCUGAAUCUUAUGUCGACUCUGUCCGAAAGCUUGUAAAAAGAUACACUGCGCCUCUUGGGUCGUCGACGUUGGAGCGGAUGGUACCUCAGUCGACUGUGUGGUAUAAUGACGUUGAUGCACCAUCUUGUCAACCCGGUCGGCCAUUUCCACUUCCGGGGGAUUUCCUCACUCUUGACGUCCACCUCCAGCAGCAGGGGCCUUGCUUCCCGCAAUCCGAAGAGCACAACUACCGAUGGUGCCUAUGCCACGUUCUCGCGGAGAUUCCAGAGCAGUCUUGGGUCAUGUCUCAAGGUCCCACCCCGUUCGCACAUCAGUUGCUGACUGCUGGGUUACCGCCUUCCCAGGCAGGGUACCGGGACGCCUAUGGAAACACUGCCUUGCACUUUCUUGCCGCGAGAGGAUUUCUCGAUCCUUUGCUUAAUGCUCUCAAUGCUCAACCCAUGUCAGCUGUGGCCAACGCCAAGAAUAGCGUUGGGCAGACCUUUGUCCAUGUUCUCCCUCCAUCACUGCUGGGGGACUUGGACGCAACCUGCCGACUGCUGGACUUUCUCCUUAACAAAGUGUUUCCUGAUGGCCAGAGGUUCAAUAUUGGCGCUCGUGAUGACUAUGGCCGGACCAUUUUCCACCUGCUGUUAUCCCUGGACCUCUCGCGAAACGCGUUACAGUUUCUUUUGCAGCGGUACGGCGGAGUGUUCCAUGCCCCGAGAGACGCAUUCAACUUGAUGCUCGUCGGCCAGGAACCCAUUCCUUAUGACCCUUCGCACCAUGCAACAUCCCAACGCUCGAGCCCAGAGUCGUCCGAUUCUGAGAGAGAGAUAUCCCCUGGUGCUGAGCCUUAUUACAAGGAAGCCCGUCUUUUAGAACUGGCUCGGAACGCUUUGGACAAGCCGAAGAAGGAAGACUCGGAAGGUCGAAAUGGGCUCCAUUGUCUUGCGAUGGCAUCGCUCAGCAAGGCCACCGCCGUCAACAAAGCUGAGCAGAGCAACCGAAACUCCCCACCACGUCUGAGGAGAAGGGUCCAAACAGUACAUGGGAUUAUUGAUUCGUCAAUUGACCGACUCAAUUUCCGACAUAAACUAGUGGCAGAGCUGCUGAGCAGCGGUGUCGAUCCGAACCAUUACGAUAGCAACGGGAACACGCCACUUAUGGCAUUCACUGCUGAAUUGCCCGAAGACGAUGAUUACAAAACCGGACCCAUGAUACUGGACCUGCUCUUGAAAAAUGGCGCGGACGUGAAUGCCCGAAACAGGGGUGGAGAGACCGCGCUGCAUAUCGCUGUGCGAUGUGGACGGAAGCUUGCAGCAAGGGCUUUGAUCGAACACGGAGCUAAUGUGCACGCCCGGGAUGCUGCGGGAAGGAGCGUUCUCAUGGUUGCUGACGAAAAGAUGAAGAGCGCUCGGGAGGAUGACGCCAAGGAGUAUGCGCACUUGGAAGCCUGCCGUGCCUAUUUGAGCGGCAAGGCAGGGGCUGUGCAGGAACCAACCGUGCUCCAGGAAUGGGGAUCCCGGUCGAUGUGA